AUGUCUAGCACAGCAUCAUUGCCACCAUCACCACCAAGAUCGCCGCUGAAGCAGGAAAACACGGACCCUCAGUUGCAUACUAUCCUUCCAAGGCGACCGCUUCCACAGCCAGAGACACAAUCUCCAUGGACCCUGGCUCCCAUUACAAGGCGCGAGUCCAGCGAUGGGCCUCUGCCUGGCCUAAGUAGCAUACUCCAGGUGCCAAGGACACCACCAGCGUCACAUCCUAUGCAGGGAAUCUCCCAAAGCCUGAGUACUUUCAAGCUGAGCCCAUCUCCCGACCUUGCCGCCAGCCUUGACUAUAGCUAUGCACGCCCGUCGCGGGAGCGUUUGCCUGUAGAUCCCAUCAGCCAUCACCUGAUGGAGCAACGGCGGGAAAGAGAGAACUACCUGCAAGAGGAGAUGAGGUACUCGGCGUCAGCUCAGCAUACCUCUCAGCGCGUCUCACCUCCAAACAUUUUAAGAACAGCAGCGUCCAACAAUCGAUAUGCUCACCGGUACAGUCCCUAUGCCUCCUCGGAGCAAUUCAGCCCCAAAGACCCCGGCAGGAAAAUGAGGCGAAACGAUGUGCCUCAUAACAAUCAGAGAUAUGCCCAAGAAGAAAAACACUUUAUCCGAUACCUCAAGAUUGACUGCGGUAGACCUUGGGACGACAUUGAAUACACAUUCCAGCAUGUCUUUCCAGCAGACGACAUGAAGCGACGCCGCACUCAAGGUGUCCAAGGCAUUUUCUACCGAGAAAACAAGGGUCUUCCAAGACUGGAUCCCGAAACCAACUCUGUUGUCUACAUGCCCAAUGGGCACAUGGCGAGCAAGGAGCUCAAGUGCAGAGAACAAAAGGCAGAAGAGACCUUGUUCAUGGAAUCGUCGGGAACAAACAAGCCCUUUGGUCUUCUCAAUUUGUUCCCGGAAGCCGCUCUCAGCUAUGGUUGGGUACGAGAGGAGGACAAGCGACGGAUUGCUGGCCUCGCGGCCCGACGACGAGAAGAAAGGCUGGCAGCUCGCAGCAGAGCCGAGCAGACGGGGUCUUUUGAAGAAAUCUCGCAGAAUGGGAACUGUGCCUGCUGUCUCGACUACAAGCGGGAAAAACUAUCUUCUACCAGACGAGGCAGUUUGCCGGGCACUGAUUGA
This is a messenger RNA of Pestalotiopsis fici W106-1, 1131 nucleotides long. RefSeq lists its product as uncharacterized. The record is from RefSeq and is a predicted model, not a curated record. NCBI's taxonomy places the organism in Eukaryota, Fungi, Ascomycota, Sordariomycetes, Amphisphaeriales, Sporocadaceae. The transcript has 2 exons. The coding region runs from base 1 to 1131 and encodes 376 amino acids.